Messenger RNA from Bipolaris oryzae ATCC 44560, 969 nucleotides. RefSeq lists its product as uncharacterized. Gene Ontology annotation, cellular component: precatalytic spliceosome; U2 snRNP; catalytic step 2 spliceosome. Gene Ontology annotation, molecular function: RNA binding. The coding region runs from base 1 to 969 and encodes 322 amino acids. The record is from RefSeq and is a predicted model, not a curated record. The transcript has a single exon. Gene Ontology annotation, biological process: mRNA splicing, via spliceosome. Lineage: Eukaryota; Fungi; Ascomycota; Dothideomycetes; Pleosporales; Pleosporaceae.
AUGAACUCGAUCCGCGCAAUUCAGCAGCUGAAUAAGCGCGAACUCGAGGCCGGAAUCAGUCCCGAAGGCUCCUGGCAUACCGAUUACCGCGACACCGCCUUCAUCUACAUCGGCGGCCUUCCCUUUGAACUCUCUGAGGGUGACAUCAUUACCAUAUUCUCUCAGUAUGGUGAACCUGUAUGGAUCAAGCUCGCGCGCGACAAAGAGACAGGAAAGUCACGAGGUUUCGCAUGGAUCAAAUAUGAGGAUCAGCGGAGUUGCGACUUGGCCGUUGACAAUCUAGGCGGUGCCAGUAUUAUGGAUCGAAUUAUCAGAGUGGAUCAUGCGCGAUACAAGCCCAAGGACGAUGAGGACAUGAGGGACAACACCACGGGAGAGCUCGAUGUCGACCCAGCAGUCGAAUCUGACAAUGGGAGAGGGAAGCGGCGCAAGACUGAAAGCGAAUCUGACUCGGACGAAGACCGACCGCUCCUGCCUGAAGAGAUUGAACUGGGCCGUCUCAUAGACAAGCUAGAUGAAGAAGAUCCAAUGCGCGACUCCCUGAUCAAGCGACAGCAAGAAAAGGUGGACGACGCAAUCAAGAGAUUGAAGAAGCAGAAGCGCAAGGAAAAGGAGAGAGCAAAGAGAAAGGAUAGGCAUAGCCGGAGAGAUGGAUCAAGAGACCGUGAUCGCGACCGUGAUCGCGAUAGAGAGAGGAGGCGAAUCAAGGAACAUGGAGAGCACGACGAGCGGGAUAGGCGCUCGCGUCGGAAGGAACAUCGGAGCAAGAGUCGUGACAGGAGUAGAGAUCGUUCGGAAGACAGACAUCAUCGACGCCGAUCAGAACGAGCUCGAGAUGAAAGUGAGGGUUCUCGAGAUCGUCAUCGAAAGCGCGACCGUCGGCGUUCGGCAUCCGGCGAAAGAGAGAGGAGGCACUCGCGCACAAGAGACGCACGGUCGCCCUUGCCAUACCGAGCUCGCUCCCCUUGA